This is a messenger RNA of Musa acuminata subsp. malaccensis (wild Malaysian banana), 1877 nucleotides long. RefSeq lists its product as uncharacterized. NCBI's taxonomy places the organism in Eukaryota, Viridiplantae, Streptophyta, Magnoliopsida, Zingiberales, Musaceae. The record is from RefSeq and is a predicted model, not a curated record.
CAUCAAGGCAUUUUUACAGUGGAAGAGACUGCCAUUGCUUUUGCAAAAGAUCAGCAGCAGCAUCACUCCAUCUUUUGCUUUCCUUCCCUCCUUUUGUUUCCUCAGGAAGUCUUGCAAUUCACUCUCCCUCUUCCCUUAUCUUCUCCCUCAUCACUUGUCCCUGCACCCCAAAAAAGCCUAUACGGAAGAGCGGAACAAGCACAGGAUAGAGUGGAACAGGCGUUUCUUCUUGCGUCUGCAUCCAAUGGCUGACCCUAACUCUCCUCGCCACCUCUCCAAGCUUCCACCUCAAGCUCUGAGCACUCCAACGUCAAUGACUCAGCACCUCUCACGAAAAUUCAAUUCCAGUUACCUUCACAAGGCCGUCUUCUUCUCCGUGAUCAUCGCACUCGUCUCCCUCUUCCCGUCCCGGGCGCCCGAGUUCGUGAACCAGAGCAUCCUCUCGAGGACCUGGGAGCUCCUCCACCUUCUCUUCGUGGGGAUCGCCAUAUCCUACGGCCUGUUCAGCCGCCGGAAUGCUGACUUUGAUGCGGGGAAGGAGACCUUGGUGAAGGCGGAGAACCACGAUUCCUACUUGUCUCAUGUGCUGCAUGGUUCGUCGGUGUUCGACGACGAUGAGUUCUACGGCAUGCAAGAAAUCCUCGGCGAGACCAAGACGCGGACUUGGAGUUCGCAGUACCGCCGAAAUGAGCCGGUGGUUGUCAUCGCAAAUGAAAGCACCGAGAGCAGCCAUGCCACCGGCAGGCCGCUCUUCUUGCCGGUGCGGAGCUUGAAGUCGCACAUCCAGGACGACAUGGAUGCUCCCUCCGUGUCAAUCGAUGGGACCGACGAAACCGUGGAGGCUGGCGAGGCUGGCGUCGUUCCCUCGCCCGUUUCAUGGAGAUCGAGCUCAGGAAGGAUGGAGAUGAUGGAUGAACCGGGGUCUAUCACAGGUAUGGUCGUCCCACCUUGUUCCUCUUCGUCUCUGCCACCUCCAUACUUGGACGACCAUCCAAAUCUUUCCAAGACUCCAUCUUUCCGAUCGUCCAAGACCCCCUCGCCGAAUAGGUCCUCUCUUUCGCCGCAACCGAGGGCCAAAAGCGAUGAGGAAAUGAGGAACACGAUGGCCUUCUACAAGUUCUCUCCGCCCCCUCCACCCCCACCCCCACCUCCACCGCCAUUUACCAGCCAUGGCUGUCCAUCCACUGCACACAAAGAGAUCAUAAGAAAGACCUUCAAAGAUGAACUGGAGGACUUGAGCAGGAGGGUGAGGACAGGUGGCCAAGCAAGCACCGACAUCGUCUUCGAUCUCUUCGAGUCAGCAACAAAACCAAAGAACAGCGUCGACGGCUCUUCUGUUGGAAGAUGUUUGAGAACGACGAUAGAUCCUGCAACAAAGAUAGACUCAGAGCAGUUUUUAGGCCACGAAGCUGAGAAAGUGGUGGUUCCUCCUGCUGAUUCUGCUGCUGCUGCUGCUGCUGAGUCAUCUGCCAAGGAACAUGCCUUCAGCUCGGCAGCACAACCGAGAGGAGCAAAUGAGAACGAAGUGGACAAGAAGGCGGAUGAGUUCAUAGCCAAGUUCAGAAAGCAGAUCACACUUCAGAGAUCUGAAUCAGCUCAGCUGGCGGCAGCCAAGUGUUGACAGAACAAUGGUGUCAUCGGACUCGACUUUGCUUGCUUAUGCCUGUCAUUAAUUAUACCUCUUUGUUUCAUGUUCUCCUUAUUUUGUUUCACUUUUUCCUCUUAUUUUCCAUCAAGAAUUUGGGAGCAUCUGUCAUUCAUCAUUACUAAUAUGAAGACUCAGAAAUCAAUGCGCAGCAGCUCUUCACUCUUCCCAAGCCAUUAUUCUGCUGCCUCCAUGAUUGUUGUAGCUGAUGAGAGUGGAGGAUGCUCGAAUA